AUGAAGGGCUUAUCGGGGAGCCGCUCCCAACACCAGAUCCCUUUAUCUCACGGCUUGGACUACGACCCUCACCAUGGCCCCGAGUCCCGCCACACCAGCUACCUGCUCAGCCCCACCGAGAGCUGCCCCAUGGACUUCCACCAGCGCUACUCCCCGCGCAGCUCCAUCCACUCCGACUGCAUGCUGUCCCCCGUGCUGAUGGCCCCCCCCGCCCCCAUUGAGCACAUCUCCAGCAGCACCUUCCCCAGGAUGCACUACAGCUCCCAGUUUUAUGACACGGCUGCGCGAGACGACUGCGCAGCCAUCUCGGCCUCUGCAACUUCCCCAGCCCUGAUCGCUGCUUCCUCCCACCACCCGGGCGCCAAAAGCAAUCGACUCCCCGCCAACCUGAUGGACCAGUUUGAGAAGCAGCUGCCAUUACACCGCGAUGGCUUCCACACGUUGCAAUACCAGCGCACAACAGAGCAGCGCGGCGAGAGCCCAGGGCGCAUCCGACAUCUGGUUCAUUCUGUGCAGAAGCUCUUCACCAAGUCGCACUCCCUCGAAGGAUCAUCCAAGAUGAACGGGACAAGAGGCGACAGCAUAGGAACAGGGAGCUACCACCACCACAGCUAUCAUCCUUCCAAACACGGGAGCAAGAGGAGCAAGAGCAAGGAGCGGCGGCAUCGCUCGGGCGGCUGGUGGAGCUCGGAUGACAACCUGGACAGCGACAGCACGUACCGGCCAGCCAGCGUCAUGUCCCGACACCACGGCGACCAUCACUGCUAUCCCGAUCACGUACACAGCCAUCACUUUGGAGACCACUCGCUCAAAACCUCCAGGAGUAACAACGAUGUCAAGUGCUCGACCUGUGAGAGUGUCGCCAUGGUGCCCGAGGGGAAGUUCAUGAAGAGGAGUUCCUGGUCCACGCUGACUGUGCGCGAGGCCAAAGAGCACUACAGGAAGUUGUCUCUGAAUCUGGACAAGCCUCUGAUGCACACCGACCUGAAGACCCGCACCUGUCAUUACCUACAGGUCCCCCAGGAUGAGUGGAGUGCCUACCCUGGGGACAAGGACGAAGAGAUCCCAUGUCGCCGCAUGCGCAGUAGCAGCUACGUCAAAGCCAUGGGGGAGAUCGACGACGAGAGCGGAGAUUCAGAGCCCAGUCCCAAAACAUCACCCCCAAACGCCAUACGCCCUGAUGCACUGGUCCUGAAGUCAGCCAUGAGACCCCAUCUAGACUCUCACAGCCAGGGCUACCAAUUGCAGACCAGAGACAUGAGGCCGCAGCAUAGCGUUACUUUGGACCCCUCCACCAACUUCCACCCCCCACCUUACCGCUCUCGUAACCAGAGCUACAUGCGCGCGGUCAGCACCCUCAGUCAGGCGAGCUGCGUGAGCCAGGUGAGUGAGACUGAGGUCAAUGGCCAGUUUGAGUCAGUUUGCGAGUCCGUUUUUAGUGAAGUAGAAUCCCAGGCUAUGGAGGCCUUGGACCUGCCCGAGGGAUAUGAUGUUGUGGAUGCCACCUCUUUACUAAAUGACGACAUGAUAGAAGAUGACGAUGGAGCCAGCUCGUCUGCAUAUAUGGAGCUGGAGAGACUGGAGAGAGAGACCGCUGCUGCACGCAGUCAGCACAGCACCAGCUCCACUGUUACAGCCAUCUCUGUCCCUCCGGCGACCCCACCUUCCUACAGGGUUCCAGGAGCUUCACCUAUUGCCACAUCUGAGCCUGUAGUUCCUCAGGCCCUUCAGGCAUUCAAAGAGUCUGCUAAUAUGGUUGCAGCUUUCAACCUGCAAUGGAAAGAUGAGAUCUCAGCUAUGCGAUAUGAACUGGCGGAGCUGCGGCGAGAUGUCUGCGGGGAGUUGAAAACUUUCAACAGCAACUUUUUCAACUUCACUCAAUGCUACAACAUGUGGACCCUGUGCAGGGAGCCGUGCAGCGACAGCACCACUCAGACAGAUGACCGUGUAUCUAUAGGGAUCCAGACCGGCUCGAGUUGGGCUGUUCGACAAAAUACGGAAGAUAAGUCAGUAAUGUGUCAGCCAGAGCCAAAACCCUUUAACAUUAUGGACUUCAUGGACCCUCCAAGAAUUGAGAUCAUUGAGGGAACUCCGGAGAGCACCCCCGAAGGAUCUGGAAGUCCUGCAAGUCCACUUCCAAUAGAAGACUUUCCUUGGGACAUUAAUAAAAAGCAAAGGGGUAAUAAGCAGCAGGACAUCAUUAUCCACACCGGGGGUCAUAGAAGUGCCAGUCUAGAGCUAUGGAGUCGCAAGUACACCAGUGGGCCCAUGUCAUAUCUGUCCAUGUCGUUUUAA
Messenger RNA from Knipowitschia caucasica, 2295 nucleotides. NCBI's taxonomy places the organism in Eukaryota, Metazoa, Chordata, Actinopteri, Gobiiformes, Gobiidae. The record is from the annotation of a GenBank genome assembly.